Molecule: messenger RNA, 764 nt
Organism: Cucurbita pepo subsp. pepo (vegetable marrow)
Lineage: Eukaryota; Viridiplantae; Streptophyta; Magnoliopsida; Cucurbitales; Cucurbitaceae
Product: putative gamma-secretase subunit PEN-2
Cellular component (GO): gamma-secretase complex
Source: RefSeq, a predicted model, not a curated record
GAGUCAUUGAAGUCUGCAAUGGAGAGCUCGCCGAAUCCGAACACAAACCCAAACUCUAACCCCACUCGAAUCCAGAAUCCCGUAUCGUCACAGAUUGCUGCGUUAUGGCCGACCAUUGAUGGUUCACUGGGGUUGUCGGAGGAAGAAUCGGUGAGCUAUGCCCGUAGAUUCUAUAAAUUUGGAUUUGCAUUGCUUCCAUUUCUUUGGGCGGUUAAUUGCUUCUACUUCUGGCCUGUUCUCCGCGAUUCUCACUCGUUUCCUCGCAUCCGACCCUAUAUUGUUGGCUCAGCUAUUGGGUUUGCUAUUUUCAUGGCCAUUAUCUCCUCUUGGGCCUUGACAUUUUCCAUUGGAGGAGAACGCCUCUUUGGACCCGUGUGGAACAAACUAGUGAUGUACAACCUUGCUGACAAAUUAGGAUUGACAGGUUGGAGCUAAUUUUGAUCUUGUUGUAUAUUUCAAAAUGCGCAACUCUCUCCUGUCAUUCUUUUCUCCAAAGAUCAAAGUUGAAGCUUUUGGGUUUACUUCUCCAAGUACUUCAAGGUUCAAACAUAAACCUAGACACAUGCUCAUUUCAGAGCUCCCCCCCAUAAGUAACAAAAGGAAUCUCAGAUCUAAGCACAAUCAACAUGAAAUUUUUUGAGUUCAACAUACAUAAAUGGUUUAAAGCACACUUGAAAUCACAUCGUCAAGUUUGAAUUGGAUCUUGUUCAGCUGCAUUACUGAGAUUUGUGGAUUCAAUACCAAACUGAUUCUCUUUAUUUUUC